AUCAAUAUUUUUUAUUAUGAAGAAAAAUUAUGGGACGGGUACGAACUUUUUAUAUAUUAUGAAAUCUAAAUUUAAAAGUUUUUUGCUGUUCAUAUUUUUCUGAGCAAUGUCGCGAAGGGACGGACAGGCAAACAAAUAAUUUCCUUAUUGACUGAAGGUUCUUAACUUUUUUUGCCUGUCCUUAGAUAUAUGUCAAUGAUGUAUCUAUGUGUACUUAGCAAUAUCGUACAACUAAGUAGUUUCUUAAAGAUUUAGUCCUCAAGACCGCCUUGUUAUAAAUACGAGCCAACUUAAUUGAAUAAUCUCUUUAGGCCAAAUCGAACGUGCACUUGACAUCAAAACGAUCUCUAAAUGGUGUGUUAGUUAUCAUUCGCGCGUUCCUUCCGCUCGGAUUAGUCCGUGCAUGAAUUAGCGUGAGCGAGACGUACGUUCGGGCGAAUGAGACCAAAAUUAUAUUAUUUAGAUAUCGUUUUUAUGUCAGCUACACCUCUAAUGUAGCUAUUCGUCAAGAAUAUUAAUAAAUAAGGACCUAUUAUGAGAUACUUUAUGAGAAAAAAAUUGAAAUGUUGAGUACCUAUGUCUGUUCUAGUUAAACAUGUAAUCUUAGUAGUAUUAUUUUUGUAUAUUUAUCAAUUUGUGCCGCAGUUUACAAGCAGCUGUUGAGCUCACUAGACUGAUAACAGUGUGUUGUGAUAUGUUUAAUAUGUUGUUUAAAACGGCGCUGUCUGGCUCAAAUAUAAUUAUUAAUAGAAGUGUAAGUCGUUUAGCAUCAAAUGGGUAUCUGCACAACCCCGGUUCCGAGCCGCUGACUUACGCCACCUUCGGCCAGGUUGUUGAGGCCUCCGCUGACCGCUGGCCAGGGCGCGUAGCCGUCCGGUCAAUCUACGAAGACGUCUCGCUGACCUAUGAACAACUACUGACUAAAGCAGACUCUUUAGGAUGUUCUCUAAGGGCUCAAGGCCUAGAGAAAGGGGACAUGGUUGGCAUUUGGUCCCACAACAACUCCCAGUUUAUUGUCACCCUGGUGGGCGCUGCUCGAGCGGGACUUAUAUCGGUAUUGCUCAAUCCUCUCUAUGAAAAACCAGAACUAAGUUUUUGUAUCGAAAAAACUGGACUUAAAGCAAUCGUAAUAGGAGAUACGAUUAAAAGAAACUACUUCAAGACUAUAGAAGAAUUAAUACCAGAAGUUCAUAAACAUACACCUGGAAACAUUGAGUCAAAAGAGUUUCCUAGUUUAAAAGCAAUUAUAUCAUGUGAUAAAAUGGAAUUGCCUGGCACCUUCUGUUUCGAGUCCCUAUUGGCGAGUAAGCAAGACGCCUCACGGUUUUGCACUAAGGUUGAGCCUGAUGAUGGAGCUAUCAUACAUUUAACAUCAGGAACCACAGGAAACCCCAAAGCAGCAUUAGACGCGCAUUUUGGAUACAUUAAUAACAGUUAUUUCAUAGGCAAGAGGCAAAAGUUACACGAGGAACACCACACUAUCUGUGUCCAGGCACCACUGUUCCACGCCAUGGGUUCAGUGAUCACGACGGGCGCUGCGCUGCGUCACGGCGCCACGCUUGUGCUAGCGGCGCCUAUUUACAACCCAGGCAUGAACUUGAAGGCUCUGCUUAAUGAGAAAUGUACAGUACUGAACGGCACGCCGACGAUGUUCGUCGACAUACUGAACUUGGUGAGGAGUACUUGCGCGAAGCCCAACCUCAGGGUCGCGCUGAAUGGAGGGGCUCCUUGCAGUCCACAGCUUGUAAAGGAUAUUAAAAUGCAUCUUAAUGCUGAUAUGGUUACGAGUUUAUUUGGAUUAUCGGAGACCACGGCAGCUGUGUUUCAAAAUCUACCGGACGACAGCACCGAGCUCGUCGCAAACACUGUUGGCUAUAUUCACGACCAUGUCGAAGCUAGGGUGGUCGACGAUGACGGCAAAACUUUACCCUUUGGUAGCCCUGGCGAGCUGCUGGUAAGAGGCUACUGCAACAUGAUUGGUUACUGGGACGAUCCGAAGAAAACAAGAGAAACUCUCAGAGAUGACGGCUGGCUGCAUACCGGGGACAAAUUCAUCCUGGGUGAAGAUGGCUACGGGCGGAUAGUGGGUCGGCUAAAGGACAUCAUAGUGCGCGGCGGGGAGAACAUCGCGCCCAAGGAGAUCGAGGACCUGCUCAACACGCACCCUGACGUUAUCGAGAGCCAGGUGGUAGGCAUUUCCGAUGAACGGCUAGGCGAGGAGCUCUGUGCCGUAGUGCGUCUUCGCGCCGGCGCCACAUUCAGCGCGGAUGACCUGCGCCGGCACCUAGACGGCCGCCUCGCCAAGUUCAAGAUACCGCGCCUGCUGAGGGUCGCCGAGCAAUUCCCCAAGACCAACUCCGGGAAAAUACAGAAGUUUAAGAUACGGGACUUGAUUGAAUCGGGGAAGCUCUAAUUUAAUCAGGUACCUAUAUUCUGUUUUUUUAUUCCGUAGACUAAAAUGACAUUUCAUGUGGUACUAAGAAAUGUCAUGUCUUACAUAUGAAACGUCAUUUUAGUCUACCGAAUAAAAAAACAGACCUUCAUACGUGCUGAGUAUAAAUAUAAUAUAAUUUAUUAUUUCCAAGAACUACGAGUAUGACAGUGUAGUGGCUAGCCAUCGACAGGUAAGUUACCUAUACAAAAACAUUAAUUAAAUCUGUCGUGUUUAAUUAUUUAUUUACCUAUGUAAAGUAACCGCACCUACUAACGGCUUAUCAAAAAUCCGCCGAUUUUACCGGCUAAUAAAUAUCAAUCAAAAUUUCCGCCUGUCUGUACCUAAUAGGGUAGCUCAGCAAGCAAAUAAAUACGCGCGACCGUACAUUUGGAAUCGCUUAAAGCUGCAUUAAUCGUAGAGUUGUGCGGGUCUCGAGAACGUUCUCUUUUUACUAUGGGGAAUAUUCUCGAGCGAGGACGUUUCCUAUACAAAAUAGAGAACAUUCUUGAGAACAGUACAACAUGCCACAAUUAUAAAUGUGCGUGUCAGUGGUAGCGCAAACAAAAGACAAACAAGACAAAUCUGUAGCUAUUUGUGUGUGUGGCUAUUUGACCCAUGUUAUUUCACUGAUUUGUAAUAAAUAUCAAACGGUGUCGCCAUCUACUCGAAUAUAGGCCAAAGGUAUAUCGCCAUCUAUUCGAGCAUAAAUUUUACUUGAUUUUUCGAGGCCCCGUUUUUUUUAGCCUUUUUCAUCUUAUACAGAGUUAUGUACACAUUAUUAUAUAUCUUUGAUGCGACGUUUUGAGUUAAAACAAAUUAGUGCUAGUGGUACAUUGCUUGCUGAAUUAUUUUAUAUGGAAAAAUAAAAGUCGUCCAUUGUUUAUAAAACCAAUGAAUCUGUGUUAAUUAAUGCCUAAACUAACUCCAUUUGACCAUUUGAUUAUGUGGUCGUAUCAAAAAUACACGCUGUAUAUAAUUGCAAUUUCCAUUGAAAUUAUUUAAGAAGUUGGAUUAUGUAAAAGAUACAGCAUGUUUACAGACAUUAUAGAAAACAUGUAUUUCCCUAGUUUUAUUACCCUAAAAAUAAAUCAAAAAUAAAAUCGUAAGUACGUAUUUUCCAUUUUUGUUGUACUUUUUUUUUACCUACCUAUAUAGUUGUAAGAAGUUAGUUCAUAAGUUACUGUUUUUGUAGCUAUAAAUUAUGUGUUUAUUGAAUAAAACCUUAGUCUUUAAUCAA
Messenger RNA from Cydia pomonella (codling moth), 3671 nucleotides. RefSeq names its product medium-chain acyl-CoA ligase ACSF2, mitochondrial-like. The transcript has 12 exons. The record is from RefSeq and is a predicted model, not a curated record. Bases 695 to 2413 code for a protein of 572 amino acids. Gene Ontology annotation, molecular function: medium-chain fatty acid-CoA ligase activity. NCBI's taxonomy places the organism in Eukaryota, Metazoa, Arthropoda, Insecta, Lepidoptera, Tortricidae. Gene Ontology annotation, biological process: fatty acid metabolic process.